Molecule: messenger RNA, 7319 nt
Organism: Nomascus leucogenys (northern white-cheeked gibbon)
Lineage: Eukaryota; Metazoa; Chordata; Mammalia; Primates; Hylobatidae
Source: RefSeq, a predicted model, not a curated record
UUUGUAGAGAUGAGUUCUCAUCAUGUUGCCCAGGCUGUUGAACUCCUGGCCUACAAAGGUGGGAGUUAUUCUAGCAGCUUCCCUGUGAUCUUCUCAUAUCUACUGGUGGAGUGGGAAAGAGUAGUUCAAACAACUCAGACAGAAAAUCUCGCUAGUGCAACAGUGGAGAAAAGGGCCAAGUACUUGUCCUAUUACUUCCAGUUUUUCUAGAUAUGUGAGCAGCAGUACCCCUCUCUUUAUAAAAAGAACUAUGAGUUUCCUGGCUCUAAAGAGUGACCAGGCAUUCAGUAACUCAAAUGCCCAGAUACAUAUAACCAACCAAUUCUCCUAGAAUGUAUUGCUAAAAACGAAUUUUGCUCAUAUGCUUCAAAGACCUCAUUUAUAGUUAUACUUAAAACAGUGCAUAGGAAUCAAGCUGUAUCAGCCAAUUUUAUAUGAAAGAACUAUAGGUUGUAAGUAACUUAGAACAUAAUUUUAUAUCUAGCGGGGGUUAAAGGACACUUAGAAAAUAGAGACACAAGAGAUGGCCCAGUCUUACAGAAUGGAUUCUCCUGAAAACCCUUACAAUAAAAACCAAAUAACAGUAUUUUUUUUACUUAGGCAAUAGUAUGGGAGGGAAAAGGGACAUAGGACAUUUUAUCUUACAAACACACUGUUCUCUUUAUCUUUCUGUUUCAAAUUCUACCACCACUCCUGGGUCCACUGAUUAAUCUAACAACAUGGCCUCUCAGUCCCUAAGUCUUUACCUCUACUCCUGUUAUUCAGUCAUUAAUGCCCUGGCUACAUAUUGUACUUUUUCCCCACCAAGAAACUGUUCUAUGAUAUAAUAAUUUCAGCUGUCUCCCUCUGAGAGCACAAUUGUCUAUGCCUACAACCUUCUCAUUCUGCUGUUUCUAUCACAUCUUGUCUUUGACCUUAUCAGGAGCUCCAUUCCAUGAUGCUGAUACUACCUAUCAAACGCUCCUGUUUUAAUUUCCUUCUUAUCCAGCUGAUUUCCUGGUUUACCACUCCCAGUUGCUCUCACGCCCAUAUUCUCAAUUCCCUUGUUCAAUUUUCCUUCACUAAAACCACCUGAUGAAACUCCAGCCCAGAUGAAUAUAGUCCUCCUCCUCUCUUACACAUGGGGUGCUGCACUCUAUAAGACCAAACUUACAAAAUUAGCAAUACCACUGCCACUAUAAAUGUAUAAUAUUCAAACCUAAUUGGGCUUCUGAGACCAAGAACUCCUUUUAUAAUUUUUCUAAUGAGCUUUCUCUUCUACGCUCCACAACAACUAUUUUAAACCUACUUAACUUACUUUAAACUUCUUACCCUACCACUUAGAUACCCCCUUUUAUCAGAUGAACUUGCCUAAUACCUUAUUGAGAAAAUAGAAUCCAUCAGCUAGAAAUUAAUUUUCCUGUCCCCUACUCCACAGCUUUAACAGCAUCUGUAUCUAUACUAUUCACCUGCUGAGGUCCCUCCCACUGGUCUAAAUCCAAUCCCUUCAUACAUUGCCUGGAUCUCAUCUUUAACAACCUUUCCAGGGGACUUGCGUUAUCCCUUCUGUAUCUUAAUUUUCUCCUUCCCUACUGAACAUUGGCGUUUUAAAUAUAUUCAAGUUUCUCUAGUCUUUAAAAUACUCUCUGAGUCUGAAUUCUUCUCCAGAUACCAAUGUAUUUCUUAUUCCUUUUUACAGCCUUUUCAUUCUUUACAAAUUUCUUGAGAGCCUGGCUGCAGUGAGCCAGUGAGCCCGGGUGACAGACUGAGACCCUGUCUCAAAAAAAAAAAAAAUUGUUGAAAGAACCAUCUACCUCAUUUUUGCCUCCUCAUCCCUCUCACUUUGCACCGAAGUACAAUCUAAUUUUCACCACAAUCAUUCUACUGAAACUGCUAUUGCAAAUAUUAUCAAAGAUUUCCAUAUAAGUUAAGAUUAUACUGUGGAACCAAUGUGAUGCAAUGACACGGUGGCUUGUAAACAUGUCUCUCUUUUUCACAUGACAGUAGCAGUGUAAAAAUUAUUAGGUAGGUAGGGCAGCUUUCAUCCUCACAGUCCCUCUGAAACCAAAUUUUCUUUCAAGUAAUUUCUUCAACAUUCCCUAUGGUAAUAUAAUCUGCAUGGCCGUAGCUGGGUCACUGCCCACACUCAAAUACAAGGGAGGCUGGGAUGGGCAAUCUACUUUCAUGGCCACGUACCUGGGUACAGUUCUAUUACUAUAGAAGCAAGGGAAAACAGAUUUUGUCAGACAUCUCUCAGAAUCCUCCACAAUGACCAUCUUUUUAAGCCCAAUGGAUAAUUGUCAUACUUAUUUUUCUUGACUUUUCUGAAGCAUUUGCAGCCAUUGAUCUUCCUCAUCUCCUUAAAAUGCUAUUUGCUUUUGAUUUCAUGAUUUUGAACUCUGAGCCUUCUUUAUCUUUUCAAAUAUACUUCUUGCCCUGUUUCCUCUAAAUGAGGAUGUUUCUCAGAGUUCUGUGCCAAGCCUCCUUUAUACUGAUUUGACACACUUUUGCUUGGUUAUCCUAGAGCAUUCAUGGUAUAUAUAUAUAUAUAUAUAUGGUGAUUGAAAUCAUGAAUGCUAUAUAUAUAUGCUCUCUAUAUAUGCUCUAUAUAUAUGCUCUCUCUCUCUCUCUCUCUCUCUAUAUAUAUAUAUAUAUAUACACACACCAAAGUUCAUAUUGCCAGCCCAGAUUUAUUUCCUAUGCUUUGGUUAUAUGCAAACACACACACACACACCCCACCACCACACAAACACACAAACACACAUCCUACAGGCACUUACCUCAAUAGCAGCAUGUUCAAAACUGAACACUUCAUCUUUUUCCACCCCAAUUAUGUUUUUUAACAUUCCCUGUCCUAGUGAAUGACACCACUAGUCAUCCAGUUGCCCAGUCCAGAGGUGUGAGAUCAUCUCUGAGUCUUUCCCCUUUUUCUCCCCAUGCAACCUAUCAACCAACAGUUGAAAAUAUUUCAUCUCCUCAUACAUUUCUACUCAUUCCUCUUCUCUCCAUCCACACUGGCAUUAUCCUCAUCCAGACUAUCAUCAUCUCUUAUCUGAUCUCCUUUAUUCUCCAGUCAUUCCCCCUGAAAUUAAUUCUCCAUAGUGCAGCCAAACUGAUUUUUUUAAAUGCAGAUGUAAUCAUGUUAAUCAGAUGUUUAAAACCCAUCUUUGUACUUGAAUUACCUUUAGGAUAAAUUCAAGAAUGCAUGAUAUGACCUGUAUAAUGAUUCAUGUUCUCACCAUGCUUUUAACCCUAAUUUCAUUGUUAGACCCUCCCCUUCCAUAGUUUUUAAAGUCCAAGGCAUACUUCACUUAUCUGUGUUCCUCAAAAUGCCCAUCUGAAAUAUUCCUCCUUCUCCUGCUAGUUCCUUCAGAUCACAAUGUAUUUUUCAUUACCUCAGGAAAGCUUUCACUGAUGUCCCAAGUCCGACUUCGAUCUUAAUUAUUUUAUUUUUGACAGACACUUAACCAGCACUUACAAACCACUUUGUAAAUAUUAAUUAAUUAGAUGCCUACGAUAAUAAUCAUAGGCAAAUAUUAUUAUUACCCCAUUUUACAGGUGAGGAAACAAAGAUAUCUAUAACUUGCCCAAGCUUAUAGAUAGUGAGUUACAUAAUCAGGAUUCUAAUAUUGAUAAUUUGGUUCCAGAUCCCAUAUUCCUAAGCACUAAGGUGUGCAGCCUCCUAGGUACAAGAGGUCCUUUCUAGGUAUUUCUAUAUUACUUUUUAUAAAUGCAUACAUGACAUACUUUGUUUACUUGUCUGCCAAUUUUUCUAGCUUGUGAGCUCCAGAAGAGCAAGAAUUAUCUCUAAUUUAUUCGUGCCAUGUCCUUCUUUAUAUUUUUAAAAUAUAAAAGUGAAAAAAGUAAUGACAUUACCAACUAUAGCUGACAACAAGUAUUUACAAGAGUGAAGAAGAGAAUAUAUUUGUAAUUACUCGAGAAAUGGCUUAAAUAAAAAAUUAUUUCUUCAGUUCAGAAUAUUUUAACAGAUCCUUUAGUGUCAAGCAUUCAAAACAGCGAUAAUGCAGUGUAUGGACCUUUUCUGGAUUCAAAUUCAAACCAACCAACGGCAAGGGACAUUUUGGAGAGAACUGGGGAAAACCAAAUGCAGUAUAAAUUAUGUCGAGGAAUUAUUGCUCAAGUUGUUGAUUGUGAACGUUAUAUUACAAUUAUCUUUUAGAAGGCCUUGUCUAUUAAAAAUACUUAGUGAAGUAUUUAAAGGUAAAAAAAAAUGAUGUCUGGGAUUUGUUUCGAAUGUUCUGGAUGUAUUUAUGAAUUACUUGUUCAAAGAGGAAAACUUUUUUAAUGAAAAAAAACAUGGAGACACAUGGUGGCGCUACAGGAUAAGACGAAAACAGUACAUAGGCUGGCAGGGUGAGCUUCGCUAUUCAGGAGAACAGAAAGCAUCCAACCCACUGAAAAGACAGGCAUGAAAGGAGCUUCGCCUACAGAGAUGCUGGAGGAUGCACUCUCCAGGGGGUUCCUAUUAAAAACCAGAGCUUCAGCUUCCAAAAUUAGGGCUGAGCUUCAAUUUUUCCACAAGAGAUUGCCUAAAGGAACCAUGGAGAUCAGAGGGGCACUCGAUCUGCGAAAAAGGCAAGUUCUAAUAUUCCUUGUUUUGCUGGGAUUGUCUCGGGCAGGUACUGAAUCUGCACACUAUUCUGUGGCAGAGGAAACAGAAAUUGGCUCUUUUGUGGCUAAUCUAGCGAGGGACCUAGGGCUGGGGGUGGAGGAGCUGUCUUCACGUGAAGCCCGGGUAGUGUCUGAUGAUAAUAAAAAGUAUUUGCACCUUGAUUUGCUGACUGGGGAUUUGCUCCUAAAUGAGAAACUAGACCGAGAUGAGCUGUGUGGCUCCACCGAGCCCUGUGUGCUGCAUUUUCAGGUGGUUUUGGAAAACCCUUUACAGUUUUUUCGGGUUGAGCUGCGUGUCAAAGACAUAAAUGAUCACUCCCCUACAUUCCUAGACAAGGAAAUACUUAUUAAAAUAUCAGAAGGUACCACUAUUGGAACUACAUUUCUAAUGGAGAGUGCUCAAGAUUUGGAUGUCGGAAGCAACAGUCUCCAAAACUACACAAUUAGCCCCAAUUCUCACUUCUACAUUAAAAUUCCAGACAGUAGUGACAGAAAGAUAUACCCAGAGCUGGUCCUAGAUAGAGCUUUAGAUUAUGAACAGGAAGCUGAACUCAGAUUAACAGUCACAGCCGUGGAUGGUGGAUCCCCACCCAAGUCUGGGACAACUUUGGUUCUCAUUAAGGUGUUGGACAUCAAUGAUAAUGCCCCUGAGUUUCCUCAGAGUCUCUAUGAGGUGCAAGUCCCCGAGGAUAGACCCCUUGGCUCCUGGAUUGCCACCAUCUCAGCUAAGGAUCUGGAUGCAGGAAACUAUGGAAAAAUAUCUUACACAUUUUUCCAUGCAUCAGAAGAUAUUCGUAAAACAUUUGAAAUUAAUCCAAUAUCUGGGGAAGUUAAUUUGAGAUCACCCCUGGAUUUUGAAGUAAUACAGUCCUACACUAUAAAUAUUCAGGCGACAGAUGGUGGAGGUCUUUCAGGAAAAUGCACCCUUCUAGUUAAAGUUAUGGAUAUAAACGACAACCCACCAGAAGUAACCAUAUCGUCGAUUACAAAGAGAAUUCCAGAGAAUGCCUCAGAGACCCUAGUAGCUCUUUUUAGUAUCCUAGACCAAGACUCUGGAGACAAUGGGAGGAUGAUUUGCUCUAUUCAAGAUAACCUCCCUUUUUUCCUGAAACCGACCUUCAAGAACUUUUUCACUCUAGUUUCUGAAAAAGCACUGGACAGAGAGAGCCAAGCCGAGUACAACAUCACGAUCACCGUCACAGACUUGGGGACACCCAGGCUGAAAACCGAGUACAACAUAACCGUGCAGGUCUCCGACGUCAAUGACAACGCCCCCGUCUUCACCCAAACCUCCUACACCCUGUUCGUCCGCGAGAACAACAGCCCCGCCCUGCACAUCGGCAGUGUCAGCGCCACAGACAGAGACUCAGGCACCAACGCCCAGGUCACCUACUCGCUGCUGCCGCCCCAGGACUCGCACCUGCCCCUCGCCUCCCUGGUCUCCAUCAACGCGGACAACGGCCACCUGUUCGCCCUCAGGUCGCUGGACUACGAGGCCCUGCAGGCUUUCGAGUUCCGAGUGGGCGCCACAGACCGCGGCUCCCCGGCGCUGAGCAGCGAGGCGCUGGUGCGCGUGCGGGUGCUGGACGCCAACGACAACUCGCCCUUUGUGCUGUACCCGCUGCAGAACGGCUCCGCGCCCUGCACCGAGCUGGUGCCCCGGGUGGCCGAGCCGGGCUACCUGGUGACCAAAGUGGUGGCGGUGGACGGCGACUCGGGCCAGAACGCCUGGCUGUCGUACCAGCUGCUCAAGGCCACGGAGCCCGGGCUGUUCGGUGUGUGGGCGCACAAUGGCGAGGUGCGCACCGCCAGGCUGCUGAGCGAGCGCGACGCGGCCAGGCACAGGCUGGUGGUGCUGGUCAAGGACAAUGGCGAGCCUCCGCGCUCGGCCACCGCCACGCUGCAAGUGCUCCUGGUGGACGGCUUCUCCCAGCCCUACCUGCCGCUCCCGGAGGCGGCCCCGACCCAGGCCCAGGCCGACUCGCUCACGGUCUACCUGGUGGUGGCGUUGGCCUCGGUGUCGUCGCUCUUCCUCCUCUCGGUGCUCCUGUUCGUGGCGGUGCGGCUGUGCAGGAGGAGCAGGGCGGCCCCGGUGGGUCGCUGCUCGGUGCCCGAGGGCCACUUUCCAGGGCAUCUGGUGGACGUGAGUGGCACCGGGACCCUGUCCCAGAGCUACCAAUACGAGGUGUGUCUGACGGGAGGUUCCGGGACAAAUGAGUUCAAAUUUCUGAAGCCGAUUAUCCCCAAUUGUCAAGUUCAUGACACUGGUAAGAAUAUGGGGGAAAUCGAGAACUUUCGAAAUAGCUUUGGAUUUAACAUUCAAUAAAACUAUUUUAAAUUUCUAAUUUUUAGUUAUUCUUGGCAAGCUGAUGGUACUUUUUGCAUAAUCUUUUGUGGAUUCUUGGUUGUACUGUAGUUGCAUGCAUGAUUAUAGCUCUUGUUUUUCUCACAGUUUCUUUAAAACUCUUUAUUAGUGGCUAUAAUGACAUGGAAAUGUAAUCUGUGUUUUCUGGUUUUUCAUUUAUUUGGUCAAAAUGUUAUAUUAAUGGAGUUAUUGCUAUUUUUACUGUGAUAAUGGUAUUAGGCAAGACAAUAUUCUCAAUUAUUUGGAUAUGCAAACUAAAGUAUUAAGAGCUAAUGUCAUUAUAUAUGUAACUUAAAUCUAGACACCAUCAAAACAUAAAGUAAAAAUAAAAAGUGUUGCUGAA